CCCGUGAUGGAGCUCACGCUUGUUCGCCUCCUCCACCAUGACUCUCCUUCUAGCAUCUUUGUUUGGUGCUCUUAUUUUUCAGCCUUCUGGAGCUGUUAAUACCCUGACUGUCGGUACUUCUUCCGGUCCGGUAACGGGCUUUAUCAAUGACGCAACACCGAACGUCGCACAGUUCCUCGGUGUUCCCUUCGCUGAACAGCCGGUAGGAGAGCGUAGAUGGCUGCCUCCGGUGCUGAAGUACCCAGAGUUGAGCAUCAAUGCGACGAGCUUUGGCCCUAGCUGUCCGCAGUUCGAGGGUAAUGCGUCGAGCACGUGGCAGACGGAUGCGCCAGAGUUCAUAAUCCCGAAUGGAACGACUGGUGAAGAUUGCUUGUCGGUCAAUGUUUGGACGCCGUGGGAGAAUGAAACUAGUACAGAAUUGUUGCCUGUGAUUGCCUGGAUCUACGGAGGAGGCUUCCAGACUGGAGGCGGAAAUGUCCCGUAUCAGAAUCCCAGUCGGUGGAUUGAGAGGAGCCAGAGGCACAUCGUUGUCUCGAUCAACUACCGUGUGAAUAUCUUUGGCUUCCCGAACGCAGCUGGGCUGAAAGAUGACGAGCAGAAUCUUGGGCUCUUCGACCAACGGCUUGGGCUUGAAUGGAUCCGCCUAAAUAUCGCCUACUUUGGCGGCGAUCCCAACCGCAUCUCACUCUGGGGCCAGUCUGCAGGAGCGAUGUCAGUAGAUUAUUACAAUUUCGCGUACCCGACGGACCCCAUCGUGCAAGGGCUCAUCAUGGAUUCCGGGAAUGCGCUAGUUUCGAUCGGAUCAUCCGACCCCGAGCACACGAACUUCACUUUUGUCGCCAGUCAUUUUGGUUGUAGCAAUCUCAGUGUUCAAGCCGAACUAGACUGCUUCCGAAACGUGAGCACUACGGAGAUUGAAGCAUUCCUCAAGCAACGCAGCGAUGCCGGCACGACGCCGGCCGUCUCCUUCAAUCCUAUAGUCGACAACCGCACCAAGUUCGCCAACUAUACGGAACGAGCGCUCGCCGGCAACUUCACAAAGAAACCCGCGAUCAGUGGCACAGCUGCAAACGAAGGCGCACCGUUCCUUCCCUACAACCGCACAUACGGCCCUAAUAUGACCCUCACGAACUACACCACCCUUAGCCUCUUCUUGUGCCCUACAGUGAAAACCACCCAGAAUCGUUGGGCUGCCGGUACCACCACCUUCCGCUACCUUUACGCCGGCAACUUCAGCAACAUCUCGCCGCUGUGGUGGGAAGGGCCGUAUCACUCCUCGGAACUGCCGCUUAUUUUUGGGACUUCGGGCAUUGCGAGAGGUGCUUCCACACCUUUUGAAAUUGAGACGUCGGAGAAAAUGCAGGAUUACUGGCUUGCUUUUGCUGAGGACCCUGUGAAUGGGUUGCCAGCAAUGGGGUGGAACGCGUAUGAGCCCGAUGGAGACGGUGUCCUGCUUGGGAGAGAUGUAGCGAGUCAGCCUAUCGCAGAGACGAGGUUGGAAGCACCGUGCGACGGAGCCACACCGAAGGCUGGAGCACUACCGCCCCCGUGAAGAAAAUUGAAG
Messenger RNA from Trematosphaeria pertusa, 1564 nucleotides. Its product is annotated as alpha/beta-hydrolase. The transcript has 2 exons. The coding region runs from base 38 to 1552 and encodes 504 amino acids. NCBI's taxonomy places the organism in Eukaryota, Fungi, Ascomycota, Dothideomycetes, Pleosporales, Trematosphaeriaceae. The record is from RefSeq and is a predicted model, not a curated record.